GGAGAAGGAGAAAAAGGAAGAGGAAGGAGGAGGGGUGAAAGGAGAGGAAGGUUCACUCGUUUUUCUUCUUCCUCUUCGUGAGAAGAGGAGGUGGGGUAGGAAGCGGAGGAGGAGGAGAAGGAGGACCGGUGUUCGUAGUCGCCUCGGAAUUCAUCGUUUGAAGGAGCAAUCUAAGGACCAAACUAAAGGAGAAGGAGGAGGUAGAAGAGAAGGAAGAGGAAGGCCGGAAGGAGGUGCGUCGGCCUUUCGGAUGUCGGCGCGCUACUGCCGCGACAUCGACGACGACACCUCGUGCUUCGAGGAUCGUUCGCCGUCGAGUUUCUCUACUGAUACGAAGAGAGAGAGAGAGAAAGCAAAGGAUGGCGAUAAAGAUUCGCGAAGCUAAAGGAGAGGGACGACGUGGCUUCGAAUUCUCCUUCUUAACUCGUCUCGAUCUUGAUUACGACUACGUGCGAAUCAAAACGACAGUGAGAUCUUCGUGUAUGUUCGUCCGAUCAAUUGAGACCGGCACUGAAAUUGGGUACAACAGCAUCAUAAACGGUGGAAUCAACGAUAGCAACGGAAUCAGUACUGUUACUUCCACUUCGAUCAAUUUUAUCAUCGACGAUAACAAUAAUAACAACAACGACAACAACAACAAUAACAAUAACAACAAUAAUAAUAACAACAACAACAACAACAACAACAACAACAACAACAACAACAACAACAACCGAAGAGGUCACAGCAACGGAGAGAGAUCAGCGGACUAGAUUUCUCAAAUACCAAGGACGAGUGUAUCUCGCAGGAUGGAUUCGUGCGGGGUCUACUUGUCUCAGCUACGAGCGAUGCUCGUGAGAAAUCUUCUUCUGAAGAAACGUGAAAAACGGAAGACCAUCGCGGAGAUCUUCCUGCCUCUUUAUACUCUAGGGAUUCUCAUAGUGAUAAAGGUGUUGAUACCUAAUCCAAAUUAUCCCGCGAUGACGACGCAGAGGCAUGAAGAGAAAAUAUUCGAAUUAUUCAACGGUCAUAAAAACAAUACGAUAGCCGUGGUACCUAAUUCGACGGAAACUCUCAUAUUUUUAAAUUCGAUGAACAACGUUUGGCUGUCCAUGUGGGAUUUUCCUGGCAAAUUACCUUUAAAUUUUAUGAUAUUCGAUACGAAGGAUGAUCUACAGGCAGCUUAUUGGAGAGAUCCAUAUAGCGUACCUUUGGCUGUGAUCUUCGAAGACUCUCAACCGAUCACUCAACGUCUUCUAUACGAGAUUAGAACAAAUCCUUCAUAUACAUCUCCUCCUUCGCCUACUGAACUUUAUUCCGCUCCGGUUACUUGCCGGAAGGACAACAGCCAUUGGAUGGGAGACGUUCUGUCAAUAGAAACCGGCGGAUCAUGUCCCGUGAAUAACUAUUUGGAUUCUGGCUUCCUAGCGUUACAAAUGCUAAUGGAUAUUACGAAGAUAAGGCUUGACACGCAAAACAACGACGUAACCAUUCCAGAUAUAAAAUUAGAAAUGUUUCCAAAAGAAGCAUUCACAGCUGAUUGGAUGUUGGCUUUUAGAGUCAUUAUUCCUUUGUACAUGGUAUUAGCACUUUCACAGUUCAUUACUUAUCUCUUGAUACUAAUAGUCGGUGAAAAAGAAAACAGGAUUAAAGAAGGAAUGAAAAUAAUGGGCCUGAAGGAUUCUGUAUUUUGGAUGUCUUGGUUCAUUAUCUACAGCAUCUUUGUCUUGUUACUUUCUGCCGUUGGAGUGGUAUUACUCUUCACUCUACAAAUGUUUCAGCAUACACACUUUUUACCGAUAUUUCUUUUGGUCGUACUUUAUAGUUUUUCCAUCAUCAUGUUUGCCUUCAUGAUAACGCCAUUCUUUGAUAAAUCUCGUACUGCCGGUGUCCUUGGAAACUUUGCAGUAACGAUAUUAAGUUUGAUGUACUUCAUUCAAGUCUUUGUAGACGAUUCUAGCUCGAUCUCAUUUUGGCUUGUAUCACUUUUAAGUCCAACGGGUGUUGCAUUGGCUAUGGAUAAGGCCUUGGUCCUGGAUUUACAAGGACAAGGAGUGAAUUUCGAUAAUCUUUGGUGUGGUCCUGGUAUACCUUUCGGUGGAAGUCUCAUUAUGAUGACUUUAGACAUAUUCUUAUAUGCUUGCUUAGCCUAUUAUUUGGACUCGGUUAUACCAAGCGAGUAUGGCACGAAGAGAUCACCGUGGUUCUGUUUCACACCUGGAUUUUGGUGUCAACGUAAAGUUCAAAGGGUACCAUCAUCUAACGGCGAAUCUAAUUCUUUUAUACCCGGCGAGGAAACAAAUAGAGACGUGGAACCAGUUGUACGUGAGAUGAAGGGAAGGGAAGCAAUUAGAAUCAUAGAUCUGUUUAAAUCUUAUCAGAAAUGUCGUAAGCCUGAAACAAAAGCAGUUAAUGGUAUCAAUCUAACGAUUUAUGAGGGACAAAUAACAGCGAUAUUGGGACAUAAUGGGGCUGGUAAAACAACGUUGUUUAAUAUACUCACCGGAUUGACAUCGCCAACAGCCGGUACGGCUUUGAUAUUUGGAUAUGACGUGCGAGAUUCAAACGAUAUGCAGAUGAUCAGAAGUAUGACAGGUGUAUGCCCUCAGCAUGACAUUCUGUUUGAUUUAUUAACGCCAAGAGAACAUCUCGAAUUUUUUGCCGCUGUACGUUGCAUUCCAAAAUCAAUGAUCGAACACGAGGUAAAGAAAACGUUAAAGGACAUAGAUCUGGUUGAAAAAGCGGAUACUUUUGCAAAAUAUUUAAGCGGUGGCCAGAAGAGAAAGCUCUCAGUAGGUAUCGCCAUUAUCGGUGAUCCUAAGAUCAUUAUCCUUGAUGAGCCCACAGCUGGAGUGGAUCCAUACUCGAGAAGACAAAUGUGGUCUUUCCUGCAAUCCAGAAGACACGGUAAAGUCAUUCUUUUAACGACUCACUUCAUGGACGAAGCAGACAUAUUGGCUGACAGGAAGGCAGUUAUAAGUAAAGGGAGAUUGAGAUGUUGCGGUAGUUCGUUGUUCUUAAAAAAUAAAUUCGGUAUCGGUUAUCAUUUAACUCUCGUACUAGAAGGCAACGCAAGGGAACAUGCAAUAGCACGAUUAGUAUCGUCUCAUGUGACGAAAGCCGAAAAAGCAAGACGUCACGGUCGAGAAUUGAGCUUCAUCUUGCCUCACAAUUCCGUGGAAAAUUUCGCCUCACUUUUUUCGGCUAUCGAGCAUGAAAUCAAAACGAGAUCGAGUAGAUUGGGUAUUAGUAGUUAUGGAGUAUCUAUGACGACCCUGGAAGAAGUCUUUUUACAUCUGGAAAAAGACGAGGAAACGGAAUGUACCAUGGACAAUCUGUCAAAGAAAAUGGUUCGUAAUCGUGCACUUAGUAGAUCGUUGUCCUUGCAGUCGAAAAGUACAUCGUACCAGAGUUUACAGAACGAAGGUGUUACCGUUCAAAAUGAUGGUCAAGCGAAAGGAGCAGGUGAUCUACCAGAUGGAAUUCACAAUGAUAGGAAUCCUCCUAUUCUCGGCCUUGGCUUAGACCCCAUCAAAAUUCGGCCUAACUUCCUUCAAAUUCUUUAUGCCAUGCUUCGCCUAAGGAUACUCAGGCUGUUUAGAAACAUUCAACUAUUAUACUUUACCAUCGUUGCUCCUCUUGCUCUAAUAAUCCUUGGUCUUUAUAUAAACAGUAUUCAAACUGUCGACAUUAAGAUGCAAUCACUUCAACUUAAUAGUGACACCUAUGGCAAUGAAACUAAAAUUUUAUAUUUGAAUAAUACCGAUAUUGACAUAACGCCUUUGAUAGAGAGUAUAAGUCAAGAUGUAAAGCAUAUCGAUGAAUACGAUGGGAAUUACGUUAAUUUGUUAAAAAGCGCACCGCACGUAGCAGCAUUUAAUAUCAAUGAUUAUAGCUUUCCAAAGAUGAAUUUAACAAUCGUAUAUAACGAUACGAUGCAACAUUCUUUACCCAUUUUAUUGAAUGUACUGUUAAAUACUUAUUACAGAUUGGUAGCUGGUAGGGAUGAUGUUCAACAAAUUGAAAUAAAAACGCAUCCGUUUCAACAGACAUCACAGCCACAAGAAUUUAACAUUGGCGUUGCCAGUUCAGCAUUAUUCAUUGGAAUGGAUUUUGUUUUAUUACCAAUCACUUUGGCAGUCGAUAUGGUUUAUGAUCGAGAAAUAAAAGCGAAGAAUCAAUUGCGCGUCAACGGCCUGUCAUUUCCUAUGUACUUCCUCACAUAUUUUAUCGUCCUCGUCGGCCUGAUGACAUUUAUUUGUUCAUGUAUCAUUGGUAUUAUAUUUCUCUUUGACGUGCCUUCGCUUCAAGAACCACCAGCACUCAUUACUCUUGGUGCCCUUUUAAUGUUAUACUGCCCAUCGUCCAUUCUUUUUUCGACAUGUUGGAGUUACAUCUUUGAUAAGAUGGACUCCGCACAAAGUAUUUUACCCAAUAUUGCUACGUUCUUUGGACUGAUACCUUUUUUGCUUGUCAUGAUCUUAGAUAUGCUAGGUGUCGGUGGUACUGCAGCGUUCGCUUUGCAUGUGGUCUUUUCUCUAUUAAAUACCAUGUAUGUGCCCUAUGCAGCGGUGUACUAUGUAGAUCGCGUUCAUUUAAUGUGCUCUAUUAAUGCUGCCUGCCAUCAUUUAACUAUGUCGGAUUAUCUUACUACGGAGAUCAUAUUGAUGGCUGUUGGUGUAUUAUUACAUUGUCCAUUAUGGUUCUUCGUAUUGCUCUUAUUGGAUAUCAAGAAAAGCGGCGGAAACAUUAGCGAUUUCUUCAAGCACUUCCUGAGAAAUGGCGGCUCGAUCGGUGAGGAGAUAAUGGAGAAUUCGGAUGUAGGUGAGCACGAAGAUGCUGACGUAAAAACUGAAAGACAAAGAGUAUUCAAUCUUAUUACGUCACCUUCCGUUCAACAAUCAUCAGUGGUAUUGGUACAGAAUCUACGAAAGGAAUAUCAUCAUCGAGAAUCAACAGUUUCUUGUAGCUGUUGUAACAAACGAGAAGAAGAGACAACAUCUCAAAUGCAACGAAAAGUCGCUGUAAGAAAUUUAUCAUUGGCCGUUGAACCAGGUGAAGUAUUUGGACUUUUGGGUCAUAAUGGCGCUGGAAAAACUACUACGAUGAAGAUUAUUAUCGCGGAGGAAGCAGCAACACGUGGUAGAGUACAAAUUGGCGGGCACAAUAUACAUUCUCACAUGGAGGAAGCAUUCAGACAAAUGGGAUAUUGUCCGCAACACGAUGCUCAAUGGAAAAAUAUUACUGUACGAGAACAUUUAGAAUGUUACGCAGCUAUUCGUGGUGUACCUUGGGGAGAGAUUAAUAGAAUCGUCGAUCUCUAUUUAACCGGUCUUCAGAUUCAUGAACAUGCCGAUAAACAAACUCAAGAAUGCUCAGGUGGUACUAGAAGAAAGCUUAGCUUUGCAAUGGCAAUGGUUGGAGGACCAAAGGUUGUUUUAAUGGAUGAACCUAGUACGGGUAUGGAUCCUAGAUCAAAAAGAUUCCUAUGGGAUACCAUCCUUGCUAGUUUCCAGGGUGGCCGAGGAGCAAUCCUUACAACUCACUCGAUGGAAGAAGCCGAUGCAUUAUGCUCCAGAGUUGGUAUAAUGGUUAAAGGUGAAUUAAGAUGUGUAGGUUCGACGCAACACCUGAAAAAUCUAUACGGUGCUGGGUACACUUUAGAGAUGAAACUUUUGGGUGGCGAUUGUACCCCAACUACGCCUUCCGGUGAUAGAUUAUCUGCAUUAAAAGAAUUCGUUGCUGGUCUCUUUCCUGAUGCAACGUUAGAAGAAAGUUUUGCAGACAGAUUGGUCUUUGCCGUUCCUCAACACGCAGUGAACUCGCUGGCCGAGUGUUUUAUGCAGUUGGAGAAGGCCAAGCAGGAACUAGACAUCGAGGAGUAUAGUUUCAGUCAAACUACCCUGGAACAAGUGUUUCUCAAGUUCUCUCAUUAUGACGAGAGCAAUAGUGGUGAAUGACGAUCUAGAUGUUCAGUGUUUUAGUAUCUUGUUUUUAAUUAUGAACUUGCUAUACUUUCAAGACUGCUCAAUUUACGCGCGAGAGUAUUAAAAGUCAUUGUUUUUAUGUAACAGUUAAGGAAAGCCGACAAAACGAAAUGAUAUUAAAUUAUCGUUGUGUGAAAACGCAUACGAUGAAUCGGGCGAUUGCACUAAAAUGCGAGUACGAGCGAUGUUAAUAAAAAAAAAAAAAAAAAAAAAUAAAAAAAAAAAACCCCAAAAAAAACAAACAAAAAAAAA
Vespa mandarinia (Asian giant hornet) is the source of this 6218-nucleotide messenger RNA. Its product is annotated as cholesterol transporter ABCA5. Gene Ontology annotation, cellular component: membrane. Gene Ontology annotation, molecular function: ATP binding; ABC-type transporter activity; ATP hydrolysis activity. Lineage: Eukaryota; Metazoa; Arthropoda; Insecta; Hymenoptera; Vespidae. The record is from RefSeq and is a predicted model, not a curated record. Gene Ontology annotation, biological process: transmembrane transport.